Molecule: messenger RNA, 1454 nt
Organism: Brassica napus (rape)
Lineage: Eukaryota; Viridiplantae; Streptophyta; Magnoliopsida; Brassicales; Brassicaceae
Product: indole-3-glycerol phosphate synthase, chloroplastic
Exons: 10
Coding region: 16-1320 (434 amino acids)
Biological process (GO): L-tryptophan biosynthetic process
Molecular function (GO): phosphoribosylanthranilate isomerase activity; indole-3-glycerol-phosphate synthase activity
Source: RefSeq, a predicted model, not a curated record
ACCAUAUUACCCUCAAUGAGAAUAUCCGUCGCUGACUCAGCUCAAGUGGGACCCACUUAUGUCUUUUGCAAAGUGAUUAUCCGCCGCACAAAAGUAUCUCCUCCACUCUCCACAUACAAAGCAAGCAUUUUUCCGGCGAUAGCAUCGGAAGAAACCUCGGAAAAAAUGGAAGGUCUUGUUUCCUUUCAGCCCUUCCCCUCAUCCGUCAUUCAACGGCGGCUCUCUACGGUUUACCUCCACAGACUCACCAGAUCCUCCUCCUCCUCCUCCUCUUGUGCUCCUCUUCGUGCUCAACAGUCAGGAAUCACGGGAGGUUCCGAAAGUGUUUCUUCGGCAUUGGAGGGUAAAGUGAGUGAACAAGAAGUGGUUAUUUACCAGGAUGAAGUAGUUGCUAGUCAAGGUAUUAGGAUAAGGAGACGACCACCUACUGGUCCUCCAUUGCAUUACGUUGGACCUUUUGAGUUCAGGCUCCAGAACGAGGGUAACACUCCUCGCAACAUCUUGGAGGAGAUCGUGUGGAACAAGGAUAAAGAAGUUACUCUGAUGAAGGAGAAAAGGCCUCUCUAUACACUGAAGAAGGCUCUUGAAACUGUUCCUCCUCCUAGAGACUUCAUUGGUGCUCUUAGAUCUGCUCAUCAAAGAACCGGCCUGCCUGGUUUAAUAGCUGAGGUCAAGAAAGCUUCUCCAAGCAGAGGUAUCCUCAGAGAGGAUUUUGACCCUGUUGCAAUUGCUCAAGCUUAUGAAAAGGGUGGAGCAGCGUGUCUUAGUGUUUUGACAGAUGAGAAAUACUUCAAGGGAAGCUUUGAGAAUCUGCAAGCUAUAAGGGAGGCUGGUGUAAAGUGCCCUUUGCUUUGCAAAGAGUUCAUCAUAGAAGCAUGGCAGAUAUACUAUGGUAGAAGCAAGGGAGCAGAUGCAGUUCUGUUAAUCGCUUCUGUGUUACCUGACCUUGACAUCAAAUACAUGAUUAAGAUUUGCAAAAUACUUGGAAUGGCUACUCUUGUGGAGGUUCAUGACGAGAGGGAGAUGGAUCGCGUUCUAGCAAUUGAAGGAGUUGAGCUCAUUGGCAUCAAUAACCGUAACCUAGAGACGUUUGAGGUAGAUAUUGGUAUCACAAAGAGGCUCCUGGAAGGAGAGCGUGGUGAAUUGAUCCGUCAGAAAGACAUCCUCGUGGUUGGAGAAUCAGGGUUAUUCACUCCAGAAGACAUUGCAUUCGUACAAGAAGCCGGUGUCAAAGCAGUUCUAGUCGGUGAAUCACUUGUUAAACAAAGUGAUCCGGGGCAGGGAAUCAGCGCACUUUUUGGAAGAGAUGUCUCAGGAUGAGUUUUUGUGUAGAGAAACUUUUUGUAUAGGGAAAAGCUUCAUUGUUUUCUCCAUUUAAUGCCGCUCAAAUGUGCAGAGACUUGUGCCUAUACAGAAUAACAUAUUUCCUUUGAUACAUAUACUUUACAGAAUCA